Molecule: messenger RNA, 735 nt
Organism: Hymenoscyphus albidus
Lineage: Eukaryota; Fungi; Ascomycota; Leotiomycetes; Helotiales; Helotiaceae
Source: the annotation of a GenBank genome assembly
CAGCCUUCAUCCUUCAACCAUCGAAUCUUAAGCUCUAUCAUCUCCUCUUCGACCAAAGGACACGAUAACCUCUUUUUGUCGUCGCAUCUUUAUCUUUUCAGUUCUCGAAAUUCUGUCGCAGCGGCACUUUCCUCGGCCUCGACACCCUCCUCUCCAAUUCAAGCAUUCCCACGACAUACAAUCCAACAUAUCUCUACAAUACCGACCUCUCACCACUGGCAUCAGUUCUUCCGAAACUCUUUGUCGCAACGUCGCCUUGAAUCUCCAAUAUAGCAACACAAUACAUGUAAAUAUUUCAGGUGCUACGUAAACGGAGAAGUCAUUGUUCUACAUGAUACCUUAUCAUGUUGACUGACGCACCUAACAGAUCUAAUUUCCUCUUCGAUCUAUAUACAAAUAUUGCUUUCAUGACCGAACAGUCGAAGCCGGGUUACCAGAUCAUUCUAGGCGCUCGGAACUUUGAGGAAACGAUCAGGGAAUUUUAUCUCGAACAACGAGGCGUGGUAUGUCAUUGUGCUAGAUCUACAGAAGAGAUUUAUGAGCUAAUAUAUGCUUAGGUAAUAACCGACCAAACGCACACAAUCAUUUCAGAGACAUAACUAUACCACCACAAGCGCAAGGGACUCUGUGUACAUAUCCUCCUGCUAAAUCUCCUGGGACUAUGGAGAUUGGAGUUUGGUACCCGGAGUCGGAUUUCACGAUCGAUGGCAAAACCGAAAGGGGGCCGGCUGUAGU